AUGCUCCUCUCCGCUUUGGUGCUGCUCCCACUGGCAGUUGCCACCCUCAUACCCAGGGAAGUUCUUUUCUCGGACCCAAAAUACUCGUCGGUAUCGCUCAGCCCGGAUGGAAGGCUUGUCGCCUAUAUAGCACCGGACGAGAACAAAGUGAAGAAUGUGUUUGUGAAAUGCACGAACUGUGAACAUACUCGGCAAACUGGUGUGGAAAACGUGAUCAUCUAUGCGCAAGACAACAAUGGCGAUGAGAACACGAUGCUCUUUAAGAAGAACAUUUCAGAGGGUCUUCUGGAAAGUCUCUAUCACUUUUAA
Messenger RNA from Ostertagia ostertagi, 309 nucleotides. The record is from the annotation of a GenBank genome assembly. NCBI's taxonomy places the organism in Eukaryota, Metazoa, Nematoda, Chromadorea, Rhabditida, Trichostrongylidae.